CUGACUCGAGUCCCCGGCGCUCUCGUCGUUGCCGCUGGGAUCCGCCGCCCCGCGCCAUGGACACCGCCGCGGGCAGCGAGCACCGCAGCCCCCCGGGCCCCGCCGUCCCGCCGCGGCCCCGGCGCCACGCGCCCUCGGCCGCUGCCCCCGGCCCGCUGAGCUCCCCCGCGCGCGAGCCGCCGCAGCCCGAGGAGGGGCAACAGCUGCGGAUGAGCCAGAGCGGCCAGUUCAGCGAUGGGCUGGAGGACCGAGGCUUACUAGAAAGCAGCACUCGACUAAAACCUCACGAAGCCCAGAACUACAGAAAGAAGGCGUUGUGGGUCUCCUGGUUCUCCAUCAUUGUGACACUGGCCCUGGCGGUGGCUGCCUUUACUGUCUCCGUUAUGAGGUACAGCGCCUCUGCUUUUGGGUUUGCAUUUGAUGCCAUCCUUGAUGUCCUGUCAUCGGCGAUUGUCCUGUGGCGUUACAGCAAUGCGGCCGCUGUACACUCUGCCCAUAGGGAAUACCUAGCCUGUGUCAUCCUGGGGGUGAUAUUCCUCCUGUCAUCCUUAUGUAUAGUGGUCAAAGCCAUCCACGACCUCUCGACUAAGCUGCUCCCGGAAGUGGAUGAUUUCCUGUUCAGCGUCUCCAUUCUAAGUGGGAUCCUUUGCAGCAUCCUGGCCGUGUUGAAGUUCAUGCUGGGGAAGGUUCUGACCAGCAGGGCACUCAUCACAGAUGGGUUUAACUCCCUCGUGGGAGGCGUGAUGGGCUUCUCUAUCCUUCUGAGCGCGGAGGUGUUCAAGCAUAACUCGGCGGUCUGGUACCUGGACGGCAGCACAGGUGUGCUGAUCGGCCUUAUCAUAUUCGCCUAUGGGGUCAAACUCCUCAUCGACAUGGUGCCCAGGGUGAGGCAGACGCGCCACUACGAGAUGUUUGAGUGAAGGGCCGGCCAGUUCCACGAGGACCCCAGGGAGGCCUCCCCACGGGCCGCCGGCGCCAGUGUCUCAGCGACACGCACUGUCUUAGUGGGAAAGCCCGUGUCCAUGGGGACAGGUCUGCCCAGCAGGUCGGUCCGCACUGCUCCCCGGCUCCACUGCCCCCGUCACCCCGAUACGGCCACGUGCACCGGAGGGGCUGGUCUCCCCACUGCCGCGGGAGCUGACCUCUCCUUCCUGGAGGAAGGGGGUUCUUGUGGGCAGGUAAGAUCUCUGCUCGGCAGACCGCCUCCCGCCCAGCACCUGCCGGAACCAGCUCCUCUGGGCUCUGCCGGGCUCCCGCCUCGCAGUCCAGUCUCCGGGCAGAACGGGAGACCGUGCGUCCCUUUGUCCCUCCCCGCCCACGCCCAGACCAUCAGUAUAUCGCACUUCCUAAUUUCUAUCAACGUACUUCAUUAGUUUCAUACUGUUUUACUAACCCCCAAUCUACACGGAUGCGUUCAAAAGGAGACCAUUCUAUUUUUAAAGUCCUUAGUGAUACAUGUAUGAGCUUUGCAUGGACAAACUAAGCACAUGACCCUUUCUUGUACAUUCAGAACCUGAACAUACAGGUAAAAACAGGAUCCAUUUUUGACAGAUGUGAAACUACCAUUUA
This is a messenger RNA of Molossus molossus (Pallas's mastiff bat), 1569 nucleotides long. RefSeq names its product transmembrane protein 163 (gene TMEM163). Bases 57 to 920 code for a protein of 287 amino acids. The record is from RefSeq and is a predicted model, not a curated record. Gene Ontology annotation, cellular component: synaptic vesicle membrane. The transcript has 8 exons. Gene Ontology annotation, molecular function: zinc ion binding. Lineage: Eukaryota; Metazoa; Chordata; Mammalia; Chiroptera; Molossidae.